CCUGAGCGGGCCAAUGGCGGAGAUGUCCACACCAGCGAUCGGCAUACAAUGACGCUAUUCCCGCCAGGCCUCCACUGAAGCUUGUUUGCUGAGGCUUUUUGCCAGCGACACUUUCUGCCGUCUCCUGCGCAAGCCGCAGGACAGACGGACAGACGGGCUGAGCUCGCACCACGCUACCUCAGGGUCUACGAGAAAGGCGGUUAGUAUGCAUGCACCUUAUCGGGCUGACGCUGCGCUGGGUUUCGAUGUUUUAUGUUUUAAACAUGGCGUGCUAUCUGGCUAGGUCGGACGGAACCAUGCCACCCCCUCUGACAAAAACAGCUUAUAUCCCUCCUCAGCUCCUUUUCUCGCCCCCGCCUUCGCCCUCACCUUUAAUUUCAACACAUCCUCGGCAUCCAACACACCAUUACAGUUCUGGAAGGAUUUCGCGUACCUUGCUGAUCUUCGCCAAGUAUUGCCAAUAUUCGGUUCACACCACAUCGUUACCUGUAUCUCUUUCUAUCACGUCCCACCCAUCCCAUCGCUGUCUGUGGCCGACGCGCAGACGCAGCGUCUGGUGGCGCAAGAAACCACCACAGCAACACUACAUACAACACACAAAAGAACUUUGGAAUAUGGGGAGCCGCAGGCAUUCUGUCUCAGGUGACCAUCACCACCGACACCACCGGUCCCACCCAGACGACUAUGGCUACGACCGCGAUAAUGCACAUGCCUCUCGCGAUGAGGGCUCCCCUCGACACAGGCAUCGGUAUGAGGACCAUGAUUCGGGCGCAUACGCGCCGAGAAGGGCUGCAGGUCGUCUCACCCGGACGAGUUCCACCCGUCGGCACUCGCCCGACAGCAGGCACCACCAAGAUGGAGGAACAAGGGGCCGGCGCCACCAUGACGACGAUGACUACUACGACCCCAGGGACAGAUACUAUCUCUCUGGCGAGGAGAGUGACGGCUGGAGGUCCAGAUCGCAACCGCGGCCUAGCGCACACCACACGAGGGAGGGCGACGACUACUUUGGCAGCCAGCAUCGCCGGUCCCAGUCUCGGAGAGAGCCAUCGAGGCGCUCGUCUCCACGGAGGUCGAGCCACAGCCGCCAUCACCGCCACGACGACGACAAGGAUCGCGAUAGUCACCAAGAGCCGCGUGGCAGGCGCGGAGCACCGCCCAUGCCUCGCCGCCAGUCGAGUUCCGCGCCGCCUCCGUCAAGCCGCAAGUACCCGCCUUCUUCGUCGCACAACCGACACAGCCGGCACGGGGGCUCCUCCUCGGCGUCAAAGUACCCGCCCAACUCGGCCGACAACCGGAAGAGGACCAGAAGCAUGAGCUUUGGCGGAGGCAGCAAGCACAAGGACAAGAACGCAGACGGUGGCCGCAGGAGGAGCGGCAGCAGAAGCGGCGACGGUGGCGCCUUUGGGGAUAUCCCGUGGUCGGCGGCGGUCCGAUGCGCCGUCGAGGCCGGAACCAUGGCGGCACUGAAAGCCAAGGACCACCCCGGUCAAUGGAUCGGCACCAAGGGGGCCCAGGUGGCCACCGCAGCCGUCGGAGCCGCCCUCGUUGACGGGUUCAUCGCCAACAGGAACCCCGGCAUCAGGGGCGGCAAAAGGCACGCGGUCCUGCGCCAGGUCACCAACGCGGCCCUGAGCAACCUAGUCAUGAACCCUGUGGGCAAGACCGCCGAGGAGAAGAAGCCGCAGAUGCACGACGCCGGCAGAAACUUUGCUCGCCACAUGGGAUCUCCUAUCCACCGCCACAGGCGCUAAUGGUGUUUUUUUUUCUGUCGCAUAUUUCCUUUUUCUUGGUUUUAUCUUAUUGCGACUGCGAUGGGUUUCACGAGGAUGAUAUCAUGGCUUUGAUGACAAGAGCUUAUGAGGAGUUUCAACCUUUAUUUGAUGUUGGAGAAUAGCAUAUAUCACCCUGCAAGGGGACAAAAAAGCAGCACUCUGGAGUUUUCUUUGGUUUACAAGCCGUAUACGAGCUCUCCCCAAAGCGCUUUACUUUGCGGUUCGUGUCCGGUUUGGAGAGGCAAAUGGUAGAGGCUGAAAGGCACGUUUCGAUAGAUCAUAGAGGCGCAUUCGCGACGGUCUGAAUGAUACUAUGUGCCCUACCAAAGAUGGGCCGUGCAGAAAGCACUGUUCCUUGCGAGGCAGGGGUGUUGAUGGGACCUC
Gaeumannomyces tritici R3-111a-1 is the source of this 2159-nucleotide messenger RNA. RefSeq lists its product as hypothetical. NCBI's taxonomy places the organism in Eukaryota, Fungi, Ascomycota, Sordariomycetes, Magnaporthales, Magnaporthaceae. The record is from RefSeq and is a predicted model, not a curated record. The transcript has a single exon. The coding region runs from base 210 to 1754 and encodes 514 amino acids.